Bipolaris oryzae ATCC 44560 is the source of this 150-nucleotide messenger RNA. RefSeq lists its product as uncharacterized. NCBI's taxonomy places the organism in Eukaryota, Fungi, Ascomycota, Dothideomycetes, Pleosporales, Pleosporaceae. The transcript is spliced from 2 exons. Bases 1 to 150 code for a protein of 49 amino acids. The record is from RefSeq and is a predicted model, not a curated record.
AUGCGAUCCAGUGCUAUCUCUCAAAAAGGGGUCUCUUCGGCUCUUAACAAGCGGCGGGAGGCAACGGUAGGGCGAAAUACGGGGACAAAUACUACACUGUACCAACGGCACCCUUGGAAGACCUUCCCCAUCCUCACCGCCGAAAGCUAA